Impatiens glandulifera is the source of this 1335-nucleotide messenger RNA. RefSeq names its product short-chain dehydrogenase TIC 32 B, chloroplastic-like. Bases 178 to 1161 code for a protein of 327 amino acids. The transcript is spliced from 7 exons. The record is from RefSeq and is a predicted model, not a curated record. Lineage: Eukaryota; Viridiplantae; Streptophyta; Magnoliopsida; Ericales; Balsaminaceae.
UAUUAUAACACACUUCUCAACUUCCUCCUAUUUCUUUUGUUUCCUUUCACUCUCCAUUGCAUUCCUAUCCUUCUACUUUUUCCUCUAGUAGUUAAUUCCUCUGCCCCACUAUCUCUCCCUUUCUCAAUAAAGUUAGCUCCAUUUAUACAACAUCAUAGAAUCAAUUGAAUUCAGGAAAUGGGUAUCAUCAGUUUGAUCACAGGAAAACCAGGUUCAAGUGGGUUUGGAUCAUCUUCAACUGCAGAAGAUGUUACUGAAGGAAUUGAUGCUACCAAUCUCACUGCCAUCAUUACUGGAGGGGCAAGUGGGAUAGGAUUCGAGACAGCAAGAGUUCUAGCAUUGAGGAAAGCCCAUGUCAUAAUCGCAGCAAGAAACCUUAAAGCGGGUGAAGAGGCUAAGGAGAACAUCCUAAAGGAGAAUGAAUCAGCUCGAGUCGAUGUUUUGAAGCUAGAUCUUUGCUCCAUGAAGUCCAUCAGAGAUUUUGUUAAUGAGUUCAAUAAUCUUAAUCUACCACUCAACCUCUUAAUAAACAAUGCUGGUGUUAUGUUUUGUCCCUUUCAGCUUUCAGAAGAUGGGAUAGAGCUGCAAUUUGCAACAAAUCAUAUUGGACAUUUUCUCUUAACAGACUUGCUGCUAGACAAGAUGAAGGAGACAGCUAAAACCAGUGGGAUUGAGGGCAGAAUUGUCAAUUUAUCAUCAGUUGCUCACCUGCACACUUACGAGGAGGGCAUACAGUUUGACAAAAUUAACGAUCAACUUGUUUAUUCAGACAAGAAGGCAUAUGGCCAAUCAAAACUAGCCAACAUACUCCAUUCCAACGAGCUCUCUCGUCGUCUACAAGAUGAAGGAGCUAACAUUAUCGUCAAUUCAGUGCAUCCAGGAUUAAUAAUGACAAAUCUGAUGAGGCAUUCCGCCUUUCUAAUGCGAUUUCUGCAUAUGUUCACUUAUAUACUAUGGAAGAAUGUCCAGCAGGGUGCGGCUACAACUUGCUAUGUGGCGCUCCACCCGAAGGUGAAAGGAACGACGGGCAAGUAUUUUGUGGAUUGCAACAAGUAUAGACCUAGUGAGUUUGCUACAGACGAGAAACUGGCAAAGAAGUUGUGGGAAUUCAGCAGCAUGCUGAUUAAAUCAUCAUCAGCUGAGAAACCAAUUGAGAUGUGACCUAAAAUGGUGGCUUUGGCUUUUCUAUGCUUUCAAAUCUAUAGCGGAGAUAAUGUAGUUUUCUUUUGCUACUAAUUCCUAUAUUAUCAAAAUAUGCAAUAGUGAAUGGAAGGCCUUUGUUUGGAACAAUAAAUCUGUGUGAUUGUGAAUGGUAAAUGUGUUGAUUUAGGUCUC